AAAACAAUCAAUGCAAAAGAGAAUAUUAGUAGGACAAAGCGCUCGUCAGUACUAACAAAAUGAUCCCAGAUGCAGAGCAAGAGACUACCUGAUCGCUAUUUUAAAUGUAGACGAUGAGUCAAACGUGGGGUAGAAGUUCGAACUUGGGCUGUGUUGAUUUGUGGCGAGGCUGCGAGGCUACCAAACGAGGCUAGCGACGACAUAGCCAUCCAUCCCCAGUUUCAGGCCGAACUAGACCAUAGUAAGAUGUGUCAUGGCUCAUAUCGACUCACAACAUCUGCAAGGUCCAACUUUAUGAAAUGCCUCCGCGGCGACAUGUGACGUUGGCACUCAUCGCCAUCGUGGCGUUCAUCGCUUUCUCAUUCCUCCUCUCAAGUGGGGGUCAACAGCGUGCGGCUUUUGAUACGAGUAUCGUCCCCAGCGACAGUGUGCUCCAUGGCGUCGCAACGGCGCCAAAACUCGAGAAUGCAACAGUAAAAGCCGAACUGGGCAAUGCAGCCUGGAAGCUGCUCCACACCAUGAUGGCGAAAUUCCCGGACCAGCCGACGGAAGAAGACAGCACGUCGCUCAAAUCCUUUGUCUAUCUCUUUGCACGACUAUACCCAUGUGGUGAAUGUGCACGGCAUUUCCAGCUCUUGUUAGAGAAGUACCCGCCGCAGGUGCGGACGCGGUCGAGCGCAGCGACGUGGGCGUGCCAUGUACAUAACGAGGUGAAUACUCGUCUGGAGAAGGAACUGUUCGACUGCUCCAAGAUCGGGGAUUUCUACGACUGUGGAUGCGGUGGGGAUGACGAUGAAAAGGCGGUGGCAACGACAAAGCCCAAAGUUGGGUCGGGCAGUUUUACGCCGCUGAAGCUGGAGAAGGAUGGAGGGCUUACUCGAGGGGGUUGAGACUAAAGUAGUCGUCCAGGAUAUCUAUUUGAAUCCGGACAAUCCAUAGCGUGUGAACCAAGUUUGUUCCGCGUAAUGUGUAUAUAUAUUUACGUGGGCGAAGGAUGCAUGUACAUUAAAGGGGUAUCAGCAGGCUGGCUCUGACAAGGAAAAACCUUACAAUAACAUGGAUGCUCGUCAUUCCUCUGUAAAACUAUCACCUAUAUUUCUACACAAAAGCCAGUCCCCCCACCCCCCAACAAGCACACUUCAAAAAAUCCCGCUGCAAGUAACAACUUUCAUCCCUUUUUCACACCCCCAUCUAGAAAGCCAACUCCUUCUUGAUCUCCGCAAUCGCCAAACCCGG
Pseudogymnoascus verrucosus is the source of this 1236-nucleotide messenger RNA. RefSeq lists its product as uncharacterized. Gene Ontology annotation, molecular function: flavin-dependent sulfhydryl oxidase activity; flavin adenine dinucleotide binding. Bases 300 to 890 code for a protein of 196 amino acids. Lineage: Eukaryota; Fungi; Ascomycota; Leotiomycetes; Thelebolales; Thelebolaceae. Gene Ontology annotation, cellular component: mitochondrion. The record is from RefSeq and is a predicted model, not a curated record. The transcript has 3 exons.